This is a messenger RNA of Choloepus didactylus (southern two-toed sloth), 2584 nucleotides long. It is a transcript of the gene EXOG, whose product is annotated as exo/endonuclease G. The record is from RefSeq and is a predicted model, not a curated record. Bases 22 to 1128 code for a protein of 368 amino acids. Gene Ontology annotation, molecular function: metal ion binding; single-stranded DNA endonuclease activity; RNA endonuclease activity. Lineage: Eukaryota; Metazoa; Chordata; Mammalia; Pilosa; Megalonychidae. Gene Ontology annotation, cellular component: mitochondrial inner membrane; nucleus. Gene Ontology annotation, biological process: apoptotic DNA fragmentation. The transcript has 6 exons.
AAGAACGGUGGUUCAGUGAAGAUGGCUGCCAAGAAUUUUGCUUCCCGCCUUCGAAAGUCCCCACAUUUUUUGGGUGGCUUCGUGGCCGGAGCCGUAGUGGGCGCCACAGGGGCUGGACUCACGGCUCUGCAGUUCUUCCGGAGUCAGAGCGCUAAGGCGGCAUUGGCGGUGAGGGAGCCGGACGGAUCUGCAGAAAAGGCUCUCUUGGAACAAUAUGGAUUCCCUUUAACUGGAACAGCAACUAGGUGUUACACUAAUCAUGCUCUGUCUUAUGAUCAGGCAAAGCGGGUGCCUACGUGGGUUCUUGAACAUAUAUCCAAAAGCAAGAUAAUGGGUGAUGCAGACAGAAGACAUUGUAAAUUCAAGCCUGAUCCCAACAUCCCUCCAACCUUCAGUGCCUUCAAUGAGGACUAUGUUGGAAGUGGGUGGUCACGAGGACAUAUGGCUCCUGCAGGAAAUAACAAAUUUUCAACUAAAGCCAUGGCUGAAACAUUUUAUCUUUCUAAUAUUGUGCCUCAGAAUUUUGAUAAUAAUUCUGGAUAUUGGAACAGAAUAGAAAUGUACUGUCGAGAACUGACAGAGAGGUUUGAAGAUGUUUGGAUAGUAUCUGGACCUUUGACCUUACCUCAGACUGGAGAUGAUGGAAAGAAAACAGUUAGUUAUCAGGUCAUUGGCGAGGACAACGUGGCAGUCCCAUCACACCUUUAUAAGGUGAUCCUGGCACGCAGAAGCCCGGUAUCUACUGAACCACUGGCGCUAGGUGCCUUCGUGGUGCCCAAUAAGGCCAUUGGCUUCCAACCCCAGUUAACUGAAUUCCAAGUCAGCCUCCGGGAGUUAGAGAAGUUAUCAGGACUGGUGUUUUUCCCUCUUUUGGAUAGAACUAAAGAUAUCAGGAAUAUCUGUGCUGUGGAUACCUGUAAGCUCCUGAGUUUCCAGGAGUUUACUCUGUACCUGAGCACAAGAAAGAUUGCGGGAACCCGGUCUGUGCUAAGACUUGAAAUGAUCAUGGAAAACUUGAAGAAAGCAGGGAUUGAACCAGAUGAUUACUUCAUCAGUCUCUAUGAGAAGAAACUAGAGGAACUCAAAGCUGCGGAGCAGUCAGGAGCCCAGGAGAAAAAGCCACCCUAGUGUUUAUCUUAGAAAAUGUGUGAUAUCAUCUGUAAUGAAGCAGCCACACCCUCUUCAGGUUAAUAUAUUUUAGUGGCUUUGCUUUAAAUAAAUGAUGGAAUCCUAAAUUUAAGACUAAAUUUCCCCCCAAAAGAUGAAAGUCUGCAGUUUUGGGGGCAGUUUUUUAUUUGACUUGGGAACUAAUUAUUAAGGAAGCUGCUCCACCUGUAGAUCCGGGACUGAUCUUCUGUGUCAAGUUAACAUUAGGACCAAAUGCACAAGAUGACACGGUGUUUGUGUCCCUUUGCUUGUAUAGUAUGUGAAGGCAUUAUUUAUUUUUAUGCCUCCAAAUCAUGCAUUCUCUCUUAAUGAUUCUGCUCAGCCUUCUUGGAAACCAGUAUUGUAUAUUUUCUUUCCCUUAAGAUGUGAGUUGGUCUUGGAGAUGGCUUUUAGACAUCCUCUAUGUAUUACCUUGUCCAUACGUACUGUAUUUGUUUCUUGUUUCUCCUCUCAUGGACCUGCCGUUCCUCUACUUCUGUCUAUGUAGAAGCACUCAACAGCUACGUUUUCUGCUCACCUAGCGUGUUCUGUAUACUAAAUUCACUGCUUUACAUGUUUUAUCUCACAACAACCUUAUAAAGUAAAUACCACCAUCCCCGUUUUACCUGUGAGGAAAUUGAGGCUUAGAGAGCUCAAGUAACUUGCCCAAAGUUCACCUUUCCAAAGAAGUCACACAGCAAGUAUGAGGCACACAGGGCUAAGAGAAGAAAAGACAGCAUAAGGUAGAUUCAAAUCUGUUUCCUGAGAUGGAGACUUUUGACUCAGAAAUACAUGCCUGUUUCCAUGGGUACCUUUGAUCCUGGGGCCUACUUAGUAAGAAGGACCUGGUUUCUUGGCUGCCAGGAGAGCCAAAGGCACUUUAAUGGCCUCUGACAUGAAACCUCUUUAGCUUUUUGGGAAGAAAUAAUCACAGAGCCAAGUAUUUAAAGUGAGAGGAAUUGCUUUGUGAGGUUUGUCAGAACCCCUACUUGCUUCCAGGUAUGCAUUUUUUAUAAGUGACUAUAUGGUGCCAAACUGAUGUGUUCCUUGUUUUCCAAAUGAACUUUUUGUUCCCAAGAAGGGUCUGUGCCCACAGAGUCACCAGCUCAAGAUUUGCUUGUCUUUGUGCCUCCUCUUGCAUUCCUGGGUAGCAUAGAGUAGGUGGUACUUCAGGCCAAAGACAGUUAUCAUUUCUGGGGGAAACAGUGGCUGCUUCUCUGAGCCACAUCUCUAGAUUUUGGAUUAUACAGAAUCCCUUCAUGGGGGAUCAUAAGUAUAGGCAGUGAAACGUCUUGGGGGCAUAGAAACUUGUCUAAAUGUGUCUUACCACUGUGCUGUCUUUCAAAACAAGUGAUAUUACAGGAACAAUUUUUGUGGUGUUUUUGUGUUUGUUUCUAACAGAAAUGCCAAGGCUUUAAGAUAAAAAUAUGAUGAUGAC